This is a messenger RNA of Gadus chalcogrammus (walleye pollock), 1143 nucleotides long. It is a transcript of the gene mrnip, whose product is annotated as MRN complex interacting protein. NCBI's taxonomy places the organism in Eukaryota, Metazoa, Chordata, Actinopteri, Gadiformes, Gadidae. The coding region runs from base 127 to 1068 and encodes 313 amino acids. The transcript has 7 exons. The record is from RefSeq and is a predicted model, not a curated record. Gene Ontology annotation, biological process: mitotic G2 DNA damage checkpoint signaling. Gene Ontology annotation, cellular component: nucleus. Gene Ontology annotation, molecular function: chromatin binding.
GAGGGCGCUGUGGACAAUUUCUGGACCGCGUCUAGCGACAUUUACUUCAUCCAUGCUUCAAACUUUACCGGGGAAAAACCCAAGAUCUCAGCUCUAGUGAAAAAGGCAAAGAAAUGGAGCUGUAAAAUGUGCGGAGAGAAGCAGUCCGUUUUUAAGGAGUUUGGGCGUGGCACUGGGGCCGACUGCCGACGCCACGUUCAGAAGCUGAACGCCAAGCGAGGAGAGCUGGAGCAGGAGCAUGUGACCUGGUCGCUAAGGGAAAAGGACGAGGAGGCUGGACAAUCGUUUGGAGAUGGAGCUUGGGCGGUCAGUGGCCACGAUUUGAGACCGAGCAACACUGAGCUGGCAGAGGAGAGCCUUUGGGACAAAUACCUGCUGAACGGGCAACAGGAAAGGGAGGAGCCUGAGGACACCGUUUACCUGAGCACAAGCCCUCUCCAUGACUACAGGAAUGCCAGGAAGAGGAAAAGAGCUGUAGGCAGAGCGGACGAAGGCUCGUUAAACGAAGAGAUACACCACCACUGCAGAGGGGGAAAGCUCCAUCAGCUACCAGCAAUGCCCAUCAGCAAGCCCUCCACUGUACAGCAUACACACAUCUCCAUCAAUACAUGCUCCAACCAAACCAGGCAGGAUUUUACCAGCAACAGAAACAACCAGGCUAAUCCAGGUUUUACCAGAGGAACCAUCAACCCAGAAGUGAACCAAACCAAGCCUGAUGUCAGCAACUCUGGCUCUGACAGAUUUCGUCUGAGCAACAAACCCUGUUCAUUCAUGUCUUCUGCAGCUGCCCCUAUCUCAAAAUGGGCCCAGUUUCUCCCAGUUCCUCAUCAGCAGGAGAAAGAGGAGGAAGAUGAAGAAGACAGCCAUCUGGCAAACAUGGAGAGAAAGCCUCUUGAUAUGUUGGAAUCUUCAGCCACUCCCUGUGUUGGUAGCAUGAUAGAAUCAGGCCACCCAUCAGAGCUCCCCAAGGCAGUAUCUUCACAGACCCUGACCCCUCAUCUCAAACCACGCCCCUCCCUUCCCUUCAUCUCCCUGUUCAAUACCGGCGACGACUUUGACAUGUUUUAAAAAGAAAAGCUAUCAAUUCAUUGUUUUGGAAGUAAAGAAAUGUCGAGCAAUGAAAAUUAAAGAAAAUAUAUAUCU